GUAUGCCGGCCAGUGGCGCCUCAUUGAGAGCUACGGAUCUCGAUACCAAAGUGGCACUUGCAACGUAGCUGAAUACAUAUUGCAAUCAAGCAACACUCUCGGCAUCACAAACUCACAGGUUGUCAACGAGGUUCUGACCACUAUUUCUGGGGCUGCCACUAUUUCUAGUACAGAUGGAACCGGACAACUUACAUUUAAUAUAAGAAAUCGAGAGUAUGUUAUGUUGGUAUUGGCAACCGAUUACAAAUCAUAUGCACUGACAUAUGGCUGUGAAAACAUAAACAAUGACCAGAGAAGAGUCACAAGCUGGAAAUUCAGUCGCUAUAAUACCUUGACCACGGAUGCAAUCAAUGCAAUAAACAAAGUAAUUGAAGAAAUCGAAGUAUUGCACCAGCCUUACUACUAUUCAGUAGACCGCAGACCUGAGGCUUGUUUCUAUUUCCCAGAAGUCAACCCAAACUCUAACGUCAUUUUCCGUGGUCAGUGUGACCAGACUAUCGAAUCUGUUAAAGAUUUUGAUCUCAACAAGUAUAUGAAUUUAUGGUACGACGUCGAAUCUUAUCCAUCGGCAUUCCAAGACGGCACAUGCCCCAACGCACAUUACACUUUGACCGGCAACACUGUUUCUGUGCGCAAUAGUCACGUUGUUGACCAGACCUUAGUGACUAUCGAUGGAGUUGCUACACUAGCAUCUACAGAUGGAAGUGGAAAACUUAAAGUUACAUUCAAUGUACAAAAUACCGAAGUUACUACUACAGAUUACUGGGUGCUAUCCACCAACUACGAAUCAUAUGCGUUGGUCUACUCUUGUGCCAAUAUUGAUGAUGACUACAUGAGAGUUUCUUCUUGGAAACUGAGCAGAGAAAAGGUUUUAGAAGCUGCAGAUGAGACUGCUAUUAGCAACGCCAUGAACGACAUAAAAGUUUUGGAUCAAAGAUAUUUCGUAAAACGUGACCAAGGCCCUGAUGGCUGUUUCUACUUCCCUGAACCACAACCAGGAGUGCCAGUGGUGUUCCCUGGACAGUGCGACGAUAGUAUUGCAGCGGUACCGAACUUCGACAUAAACGAAUUCGCAGGUACAUGGCAUGAGAUCUCAGCGUAUCCAAGGGCUAGCCAGUCUGGGCAAUGCAUCAGCCAACAAUUCACCGUCACCAACGACAACACCAUGCAUCUAGAGUCAUUCAGUGUACUCGACCAAUUCCAAUCGAGCACAGAAGGUAUCGUCACAGUCGCUUCCACUGACGGUAGUGGACGAUUGAAUAUCAAUAUUCAAUCCAAUGCAGAGCGAUCUGUGACAUGGCAAUUCCCCGGAUCCGAUCGAGUCAUCAUAAACGCCAGGUGUACUGGUGGUCGCAAGCGCUGGCAGCCCUACGCAAGACAUGCAUUGCUGUGCGACUCAAAAAACAAACAAACUACUUAUUUGAUUAUUAUAUCUAUUGUUUUGCUUCAGUACCUGGGACGCUGGCGAUUACUUGAAUCAUACUAUUCAGAAUUCCAAGAAGGUACAUGCAACGCCGCUUCUUAUGCAGCAUCAUCUGAUGGCACACUGAUUGUAACUAACUCUAAAGUUGUUAAUGAACAACUGACUAGUAUUGUAGGCUCGGCUGUUCCACUUGCCGGUGAUGGAAGCGGCAAACUUGUCGUCACUUUCCCAGACCGAACACCCACUGAAUACUGGAUAUUAGCAACUGACUAUGAAUCAUACGCGCUGGUUUAUACAUGCGUUAAUCUACCCAAUCAUCAACGAAGAGUGUGGAGCUGGAAAAUGAGCAGAUUUAGUACAUUGCCACCAAGUGCAACUACAGCAAUUAAUAAUGUAAUUAACAACAUAGAUGUUCUCGAUGAGCGUUACUAUCAAAAAAUUGAUCGAACGGAUGCGAGUUGCUUUUACUAUCCCGCAGUUGAUAGCGACUUUGAUAUAAUUUUCCCUGGACAGUGCGAUGACAACAUAAACGCUGUUGAAAAUUUCAACCCUCAGGAGUAUGAAGGUACCUGGUUCGAUAUUGAAUCCUACCCAACACGGUUCCAAAGCGGAACUUGUAACACGGCUAGAUAUUCUUCUAAUCCCGAUGGUACACUUGAAGUGGUAAACACCCAAGUAUCCGGGCAAAUUCAGCAAACUACAACAGGAGUUGCUUAUCCCACUAGCAACGAUGGAAGUGGCAAAUUUGAUGUCACCCUAACACAAAGCAAUGGCAAUGUUGUUACUACAAAAUACUGGGUGUUGGCCACUGAUUAUAGUUCAUACUCACUAGUGUAUUCUUGUCGAAACAUCGAUGAUGAAUUCAGAGCAGUUCACAGCUGGAAAUUGGGUAGAAGUACUUAUUUACCUGACGAUGCACAAGCUAAAAUCAAUGAAGAGCUUGACAAAGUACAAGUGCUAGAACAAAAAUAUUAUGUUGAGAGAAAGCAUAGUGACGAAGACUGUUUCUAUUAUCCUGACAAUAAUGGUGGAGAUGUCAUUUUGUCUGGACAGUGUGUUCCUGAUGCUCAAGUGCCAGCAGUUACCGGUUUCAAUUCUGCAGAGUUUGCUGGAACAUGGCAUGAAGUAGCCAGAUUCCCGUCAGAUCUGCAGAAUGGAGAAUGCUCAGCAACUGAAUUUACCCUAGUUGAUGGUAACUUCAACAUAGUUAAAACCAGUGUCAUUGAUGAGGCUCAGUUGAGUACAGCUACAAGUGGUAUACUGGCUACAGACGGUAGAGGAGUCAUCUAUAAUAUAAAUAUCGAUGGAGUGCCAUUUAAUAGCAUCUACAUUUUACUAACUGAUUACAAUGAAUAUGCAUUGGCGUAUAGUUGUAGAAAUCUCGACGCAGAAAGAAAACAAAUUUACAGUUGGAAACUGAGCAAAUCUCGCGCAGGAUUAUCAGAAUCAGCUCACUCAGCCAUCCAAGAACACAUUAGCAAUAACAUCGAUUUGUUUGAGGGAUACUAUCGCACUACAAAACAGGACAACACAGCCUGUUUCCACUAUCCAGAGUUCGACCAGCUCCCAUCAUCUAUAGAAUUGCCAGGACCCUGUGAUGCAUCUAUUAAAGGAAUCGCUAAUUUCGAUGGAACUGCGUUCUCUGGAAAAUGGUUCGAAGUCGCCAGAUAUCCGCAACCAAUACAAACAGGUCAAUGUAACAGUGCCGUGUACGAUAAUAGUGGAGACGUCAUCUCAAUUGUGUCGACCCAAGUUGUGAAUGAAAAACUGCUUAUUUCACAAGGAAAUGCUAAUAUAGCUAGCACUGACGGCUCUGGUUUACUGGACGUAUCUUUGGGUAAUGGUGAUGAUAAUAUAGAAGCAAAAUUAUAUGUGCUGGCAACCGACUAUAUCAACUAUGCUAUUCUAUACAAUUGCAUCAAUUUAGACAACGGAAACAGAAGACGAGUUGGAAGUUGGAAACUAAGUAGGUCUGGAACACUGAGUUCUCAGGAUAACGAUGCUAUUAAUGAAGUGGUUAGCAGUACACAAGGUCUAAUAAACAAAUAUUACCUGCACACUGAUCAGAGUGAUGAAGCAUGCUUCCACUACCCUGACCCCUCUGAAAGUGAAGUUAUAUUACCUGGCCAAUGUGAUGAGUCAAUUUCUGGAGUGUCAUCCUUUGAUAUGGAACAAUUCCAAGGAACCUGGUAUCAGAUCGAAAGAUAUGAUGCUGUUCAAACCAGCUGUAUCGGACUCAAAUUGACAUCAUAUAACUCAGAAUCAAAUGAAUUUGAAGUUCUUUCAUAUGAAGUUUCUGAUGGAGAAUUGUCUACUGUAGAAGGAACAGGUCAACUUUCCACUGAUGGCACCGGAAGAUUAUCUGUUGUGAUGUCUGAAGGAAAUUCGGCGACAACCAUUCUUAUAUUGUCGACUGACUAUGAGAGUUAUGCGGUAGCGUACAGUUGCAGCAACUUAGGUGGCUCUCAACGACAAGUUCGCGCCUGGCAGUUAAGUCGAACAAGGUCUAUGUCACCUGCAGGCGUAACAGCGAUUGCAGGUCUGAUAGAACAACGACAAGAGCUCCAUCAACCAUAUUUCAAAUCAAUCCCGCAUGACGAUGAUUGUCUCGAACCCAGUUCAGCAUUCCUGUUCAAGAGCAGUAUUAUUGUGAUCUUUGUUUGCGCUGUAUUACAAAUAUUAUUGUAAUAACUAUUUAGGAUAAGAUUAUCUAGAUAUAUUAUGUAUGUGAAAAAACUCGUCAAUUAUUUAUUUAUGUAGUUUUGUAUACUUCAUCAGUUAAUAAAUUUUUAUG
Spodoptera litura is the source of this 4217-nucleotide messenger RNA. Lineage: Eukaryota; Metazoa; Arthropoda; Insecta; Lepidoptera; Noctuidae. The record is from RefSeq and is a predicted model, not a curated record.